Molecule: messenger RNA, 8031 nt
Organism: Symbiodinium sp. CCMP2592
Lineage: Eukaryota; Dinophyceae; Suessiales; Symbiodiniaceae
Source: the annotation of a GenBank genome assembly
AUGGGCCGAGGCGACAAGUACAAAUGGUCGGCCUGGCAAGACGAUUCCUCGGCCUGGCCAUCUUCAUCUGGUCAGUGGCCCACCAAGGGAGGGGCGAAGUACAAGAAUGGCAAGGGCAGCAAAGGCAAGUGGCAGGACUGGGACUACAACCAGCCCCAGAGCUCCUCCUUCCCGAGCUUCGAAGAAAUGCAGCCACGACAGCCGCGGCAGCCCACCAAGAUGACGGAGGCCAUUGUCAUUCCCGAGGACGAGCCGGAUGCGGGCCACUACGUGAAUGGUGUCCAGAGGGCGCUCAAUGGUGUACGACGAGCUACCAUGAAAGUCCGGAAGCUCGACAAGGAGGCCCAACAGCUGGAUGCCAAGUGGGAAGCUUUCCAGCAGAACUUGCAGGAGUCCUUUGCCCUAGAACGCCGCAAGUAUCGCGACAGGAAGAAGAAGCUGGCCGAGCAGAUGGACGAGAACCUCGAGAUGAAGACGACGGCCUUGGCGGAGCUCAAGGAGGUCAUGGAAAAGAAGAAGCAGACCCCCCAGCCGAAGGAGACCCAGGACCUGGAAGCGAUGGAGGAGCUCCGGGGAUUGCUGCUUACGGCUGGACAGGAGGACGACGAGGACAUAGCAACAAUCCUGAUGGAGGCGUGCCACAAUUCGGACCUCACCAAGGAGACGGCGAGACAGAAUAUCUUGACGAUCCUGGAGGAGCACAAGAAGAAGGAAUGCCCGAGGACGCCGGAAAGCCGUGGAGUGAACCCGGCGCCAAGGACGCCACCGGCUGCUGUCUAUGCCCCGAACAGGACGGCCAUGGAAGUGGACAAGACCAUCGCGGGCAACGAAGGCACCACCCUCAGCGAUCCCUAUUUGACCUCGCCGUCGGGUCCUGGAAUGCUCCCUUCGCCACCCACCAGAGAGCACCGCUCCAAAUCCCGAUCCUCUACGAGAACUCCGAUAAAAUUCGUGGGACGCAAGCCGCACUUGGGAAGGGUGUCCGGCACACCCCUUUCCACGAAACUCUCAGAAAGAAGGGAGGCUGCGAUGGUGAACAUCGCGGAGGACUCGGAGGAAGACCUCAUUGGCCACCUCGAGAAGAAGGAGGCAGCAACACGACUUGGCUGCAGCUCUGUGAUUUUGAACCUCAAUCCGGACUUUUUCGGUCAGUUCCGGUACGAGGAGACCAGAGGCACGGCCCUUCGGGAGGUGCUUUGCCUGGGGCACUAUGAGGGCUGCGACAACGACCCAGCCCGCGACUUGACCGCUUUGUCAGGGGACAACGACGGACAAGCAGAAUGGCCCCACCACAUCAUCUACUACAUGUUGACAGCAGGUUUAUGCGGCUGGUUGAAUGGACUCCAUUUUGUCAUGGGAGGAACAUUGCUCGCGGUCUAUCUAUCAGCUCUCUUUCGAUGCCUUGGACGGAGGAGGCUAGCACGUGGCUGUGCUGGUGCAGUCAAUGCGAAAGCCCUGCUGAUCUUUGGCAUGCUCUCUAUUGCGGAGACUGGACGAACAACGACGAGCCGACCUACGACAAGCCCACCCAGAAAAUGUUGGAGCGAAUACCAGCUCCCUGUCCCUCGACAAACGGACCUUGAACUUUGGACAUCGGGUCAACUCACUGCGAGAGAGCAACAGAUCAGAGCGAGCGACCAAUGGCUGGCGGAGUUACCGCUACAGCACUCUGAAGGAGAAAUCGCGCCUCCGAACUUGACCAUGCCGGUCCACAGAGAAGAGGAAGGACUCCACCUGCUCACUGAAGCAGAAAUGAGGGCUACCCAUAUCUCUGUGUGGAUUGCAUCGCCAUUCUUCGAGGUCGAGGUCCUGGACCUGGGGAUAGCCUUCCCCAUGACUGAGCAAAGGUUUCUGGAUGCUGUGAGAGGGACGACCACGUGUAUGCCGGACUGGGCGGAGACGGUCCUCCCUACGACUCCCCAGGUCGGUCCCUACUACGGGAGCUGUGUCGCGAUCCCACCCUGGAUUCCGGCUGCUGGAAAGUCCGUGCUCGUAAUUGACAACAGGCCGAUAGGAGGACACACGUUCCCCUUCUACCACGAAGGUCUGGUGACCCUGGCAGCUCUCAAAAGGCAGGUCCCCCAAGACGACGAGAACGAGGUCGACUUCUAUGCCUUCGGUGGCAAUCACCCCCUUGGCGAAAUAGGGGUUGACCCGAUCCAAGGAGGUCUGAUCAAAGCUGUUUACAAAGGGGAACCCUGUAAUCGGGCACAACACGUGGUAUACCAAGGUCCUGAAGAGCAACUUGUUUAUGAGGACCUGCCGGGCGCGGAGGAGCACCGAAUCGACUUGGCUCUAAGCCAUGCGGGACGGAGUGUCUACAAGCAGAUAGCGGUAAACCCGGGACCCAGAAGCACUCGAGAAGACGAUCCCUCUGCCACGAUCGUCUUCCUGGAUCUAAGAGGCUUGACACACUUCCCACAGUGGGUUCAGCUCACCGGAGACCUCUUCAAUACGGUUGAGUACUUGGAGGGAAUACAGGUGCCGUCGGUCCCCGGAUGGACUGUGGUCAUUGAGGGCGGCGAAGCGACUGACGACCCGGAGGUGCUCCGCGUUCAAGAUGGCGAGACCUUGAACUUCUUCAUGAAGGCUGACGAGGACCUCACGCCGUCCCCUGCGGCCUCUCAUGAGGAGGACCCGGACGAGGAAGGAUCAAGCGAUGACCCUCCCGAUCCAAUGGACACAAGCGAUGAUUCUGUGGCCCCCCCUCUACCUGACGGGCGACCCCGAGGGCCACCGCCACCAAGGCCUGUCAACCGCAGCCGAUCCCCCCGUCGACAUCAGGAUGACCCACAACAUGCAGAACUCUCGCUGGCAGCUAUGUUACCGAGCCCCACCUUUGAUCUGACCAGGACAGUGCUACAAUGGCCCCACCAGUCUACUGAGCUUAACUCCUGGUUCCAUCCGUGGGGACCGGCCUGGCUGAACUGGAACCUCGAUGGAGUCCGACUACAUCCCACCGCGAGUGAUGCAGUGCAAAGUUCUGUUCAUUGGGCGGACCUCUUGCCGGAGAUCAUGCAAGGAACAGGAGAAUUCCAUAUCUACACCGAUGGCUCUGCGCAGGAGAGUACGGCUAGGAGUGGAUAUGCUGUGGUGAUUCUAGUCAAGGUCGGGGCUUUCGCAGCGGUCCUUGGACUACUUGGUGGCCAGAUCAUGGGCAACACGGCCUCCCCAUGGUAUGCCACGGAAACCCCUGCCCUCUAUGCGGAGCAGGUCGCUUUGGCAUCGGCCCUGCUUUGGGUCCUCCAAGCCCGAGCUAUCUUCCCGAGCAUGAGAUGUCACCUCUUCGUCGACUGCCUCUCUGCUGGAAAUGCAGCUACAGGACAAUGGGAUUCGAUGAACAGGCUUGGAGCCCAGACGAGAGACCUUGAGAUCUUCAUGAGGGAACUUGAUGGCCUGAAGCUCGAUGUGAGCCACAUCAAGAGCCACGUUGGCAACGCUUGGAACGAAUUGGCGGACUGCAUCGCUAAGAGCGCGAUGCAAGGCUGCAGCACAUUUGCUGAAGCCACGGAACCUGCAGUGAGAGCUUUUCUUCAACAAGAUAUAUCAUGGCUGCGGGUUGAAUUGGCCGCUGCACGCACGGGAUCCCUUUGGUUGGAGAAUGGUGGUGUCUGCUGGAACGAGCAGCCCUACCCCCCAUCCGAUCUAACGCCAGGAGAGCUUGUGCCUACAGCUGACCAACUACCUCACCAAGCCAGUGAUCGUCAUGUCGAGUUCUCGAUGCAGACAUGCACAUACAAUGUGCAAGGAUUGGGAGGCAACCACCGCUACAUGGAGGAGCAAUUCGCCCACCAUGACUUCGGGGUGGUCUUCCUCCAGGAGACCAAACAACAAGGAGGACACUGUAACAGCCAGCGGUACUACCGUCUGGCCUCGGACGCCCAAAUUCACUGGGGAACAGCAAUUUGGCUUCGCAGACGUGGAGGCUUUAUCAGUGUUAAUGGCGACCCAGUGAUCCCGGCAAAGGAAAACAUCAAGGUGAUCCACCAGGAACCCCGGAUGCUUGCUAUUGCAAUCCAAAUUGGACGGAGCAGGCUUGGACUUAUCUCCGCCCAUUGCCCGCAUGCCUCAAAGUCUCAAGAACGUGAUCUAUUCAUGCAGCAAUUUGAGAAACUAUGUGGUCGCCUUCGAGAUUGCUCCCUCCUCUUGUGUGGAGUUGACCUCAAUGGGAGAGUGCCACCCAAUCAACCACAAGUGACGGGAGCCCUCGAAGCUGAAGAACCAGACGCAACUGGCAGACGCUUUGUAGAGAUCCUCGGCAACAGCGGUGUCUGGAUUCCCUCCACGUUUCCGACACUGCAUGAGGGGACCACCACCACUUAUGUGCACCCCUCUGGCACCGAGAGUCGCAUUGACUACAUUGGAGCAGGAGGUCGAGCUCGAAUAGUGGAAGCGAGAAGCUGGGUCUGCAGCGACAUUGACAACUGCAGCCCGAAUGAGGAUCACUCUGCGGUCGCUCUACAAGUUUGUGGGCAGCUCCCUCUCCAAGGUGACGGCCGGCGACUUCGAAAAGAACGUUUCGAUGUUGACAAGCUGUGGACAGAAAACGGCCGCAAGGAGCUUACGAUGGCAUGCGAGUCCUUUGUUCAGCCAUCCUGGCAAGAACACCCCGACCGACACUGCCAAAACAUCCAGCAGCACCUGGUUCAGCACCUUCGACACCACUUCGGACAGCAGCCCACCCACGGCCGUGCCUCCUACAUUCCAGAGGAGGUAUGGACUCUCCGACAGAGGAAGAAUUGCCUUCGCUGGCGGUCACGGGAAAGAAGAACUAUCUGGCGUCGGCUGCAACGACUGGCAUUCCAGCGAUGGAAGCAUGGCGAAAGUGCGGCAGACGAGGCGACAUGCUGGGCACAGGCCACCAUCUACGAAGUUGUCGCUGCUGCCAUACGAUUCGCCACCGGGCGGAUCAAAAGAAUCAUAGCCCAAGCAAAGGACGCCUUUCUACGAGGAGUAGCUGCCGAAGGACACCAAGGAGUCUCUGCUAUAAUGCAGCGUGUCAAGGCUGCUGGUCUAGGAGCAAAGGCAAAGAGGUCUUUUGGCAGAACGUUGCCUAGACUCCUCCACCCCCGUACUGGUGUGGAGGCAGCAAGCGCUACAGACCGUGAUGACUUGUGGUUGGAAUACUUUGGUGCGCAGGAAGAAGGUGUUGUGAUGUCGACUGACACUUUCAUCAAGAGAUGUUCAGAGUGGAAGGAGGAUCGCAAUUUUGACUGGAACUGGAAUGAUCUUCCCAGCGUCCGCGAGAUUGAAUCAGUCAUGCGGCGGACCAAGCGAGGGAAAGCUCCAGGGUUGGAUCAACUACCUAGCGACAUCUUUGCAGCGUGUCCAGCUGCGUUGGCGCGUCUGUACCACCCACUGUUUGUCAAGACACUCCUCAACGGCCGACAGCCACUCCAGUGGCGUGGAGGGGUGCUGUACGAAGCCUACAAGCGAAGUGGCCAUGCUUGGCUACCUGAAAACCACCGAAGCCUCUACAUUUCCAGCUUCGCUGGCAAAGCCCUCCACAAGGCCAUGAGAGCUAAAACGGAGGCCGGUGUCAAUGCCCUGUUGCACCCGCUCCAUUGUGGUACACGACAAGGGCUACCGGUCCUCUAUCCAUCCCUUUAUGUCGUGACGCACCUCAGGAGAUGUGCGCAGGGCAAGCGCAAUGCAGCAGCUGUCUUCAUAGACACAAGAGCUGCCUACUACAGGGUGGUAAGAGAACUGGUGGUCGGUGACCUUCGGUCGGACCAUGAUGUUGAGAAACUCUUUCACAGAUUUGGGUUGGAUGGCGACGAUGUGAAGGAGAUGCUCCAAUUGAUCCGAGAAGGCGGGAUGAUGACGGUAGCAGAUAUUUCCUCUCCGGUCCAGGCUGCAGCCCGCGACUUCUUGAAGUUCACAUGGUUCAGUACCCGCUUCACCAGAGGAGACCGCAUUUGUGAAGCUGCAGCCGGAUCGAGGCCAGGUGCGUCGUGGGCCGAUUGCAUAUUUGCAUUCUUGUAUGCCAGAGUUCUCUACAAGAUCCAGGAGGUGAUUUCGGGUGAGGACCUUGGAGUGGUACUACCGUGCAACAUGGAUGCCGGACCAUUCGAAUGCCACCCAGAACAACGAGCGACGUGCCUGACGGAGCUCAUGGACUCUACUUGGGCAGAUGAUUCUGCGUACAUUUUGGAGGAUGAGUCACCGAGAGGACUUCUACUCCGAACGCAGAGGGUCUUGUCGAUCGUGCUGACGACAUUUCGCAGCCAUGGACUCGACCCGAACCUAAAACGGCACAAGACCAGCAUGGUACUACGACUUUGUGGCCCUGGAUCCCGAGCAGCCCGACACGAAUUCUUUGGUAGUGGAAAAGCUGUUUUGAAGAUUCCGGACUUGGGCGAAGAGGUACAUGUGGUGCUGCAUUACAAACACCUGGGUGCAAUGCUGGAUGCAACAGCAUCCAUGAAACAGGAAUGCAGGCACCGCACUGCCCUGGCCACAGCAGCAUAUGAGGAUGCCAAGGACCUCCUGCUGCAAAAUCGAGCAGUUUCGCUACCAACCCGGACGGACUUGUACCAGACUGCUGUUGUUUCGACCUACCACAACCUUGCCCUAUGGGUGCCGGAAGGUGAAACAUGGCAAAAGCUUUGUGAUGGCUUUUCGAGAAUUACCAGAAGGCUUCUGCACCAUUCGAUGCGGCCAGAAGAUCUGUGGAGACUGCCCCCCCCGUUGGUGCAUUGGACCACUGGAUGCUGGCCAUUGCCUUUCUUUGCUCGGCGAGCCCGACUGUCCCUCUUGACUGCCUUAGCCCGGAAUGGACCUCCACCAUUGUGGGCAAUGUUGCAGCUCGAAGGAACAUGGUGUGAGGUGCUUCGAGAGGACUUGAAAUGGCUCAUUACGGGGGCGCCUGAGGGGUGGCCCAAAGUGAAUGAGAGCGAGUGGCCUACCUGGGUACAUCUCAUGAGGGACUGCCCGGCCAGAGUCAAACGUCUGACCCGGAAGCGAUUGUGCGAGGACUUCCAGAGCUUCAAGGAGAACGCUAUCCUACGUGCAUGCCAUUGGCAGAUGUACCGGGAUGUAGCUGAAGAAGAAAGCACACCCCAUGGAGGGGUGAUUUGGCUUUGCCGCAUUUGCGACAGGACCUACCGGAACAAGGCUGCCCUUGGAGUUCACUUCUUUAAGGCCCAUGGACGAUGUGCCGAGUACCGCAGCUAUGUCGAAGGUACCCUGUGCAGGGCGUGCAACAAGGAGUUCUGGACAUCAGGACGCCUGGAGGACCACCUCAGGGCCGCGAAGAAGUGCUUGCGUGUUCUACAGAAGCGAUUCCAGCCUCGGCAAACGGUGUUGCCAGGAUAUGGAAGCCGGCGGAGGAAGCAAAAUGAAAUCGAGAAGUUCACCCCAGCUGCCCCGACCCAGCUGGACGAACCUCUACCUUCUGAGAGCAUUGACGCAUGGAGUUGGUGGCAAAAGCGGGCGCACGAACUGCUAUGUGACACCCUCCUGGAUGACUUCAGUGAGGUUGACCUUGAGCAACAGGUACGAGCGGUGAUUGCCAAACACCCCCUCUACCCGGAGGAGAUCCAGCAGAUGCUUGAGUUCUUGACCAGCGAGGUCUCUGAAAUUCAUGCGGUGAAGGAGCUGGAGCAAUGGAGUGACUCUGAGUUCUCUUCUAUCCUCCAGGCCUUGCGGAACAGUGUUGAGCCUACAGCUCUCCACCUCCCCCAAGAGCCCGCCAAGUACACUCUCUCGAACCGCGACUUUGAGUGUCUUGCCGAUUCAUACAAGUGGAGCGAGGCCAUUUCGAGCUUUGCGCAGUCCCACGUGACCCAACUUGGCUCACUGCACCAACUGGACGAUAGCUGGAGAGCUGUAUGGUGUCGUACCAGUAGUGAGUCAACUAGUACAGCCGUGGCACUGAAUCCACUCAGUUCGCUCCCUGUAACGCUGCAGCAGCUGUGGAAGGAGUUUGUGGGCGGAGCCUCACCUACUCUGCGAGCGCCGGCGAGUUUUUGGGAGCAUCCGGUAUCGAGGCCAUUUUGGCCCUUCCGGGACGAUUUGCACUCUAAUUAG